Neohortaea acidophila is the source of this 1233-nucleotide messenger RNA. RefSeq names its product L-lactate dehydrogenase. Gene Ontology annotation, molecular function: FMN binding; oxidoreductase activity. Lineage: Eukaryota; Fungi; Ascomycota; Dothideomycetes; Mycosphaerellales; Teratosphaeriaceae. The transcript has 2 exons. The record is from RefSeq and is a predicted model, not a curated record. Bases 1 to 1233 code for a protein of 410 amino acids.
AUGGCCGACAAAGCCUCCACCCACGACCUCAACUGCCUCACCAUCGCCGAGCUGGAAGCCGCCGCGCACGAGCGCAUGGACAAGCAGACGCGCGACUACUACAACGAAGGCGCCGACAGCAACUCCACGCUGCGCGAGAACAUCACCGCCUACGCGAAAUACCGCAUCCGGCCGCGCGUGCUGCGCGACGUUUCCCGCAUCGACACCUCGAAAUCGCUCUUCGGGUUCCGCAAUUCUGUGCCGUUUGGCGUGGCGCCUACGGCUAUGCAGCGCCUUGCGCACUCUGAUGGUGAGCUGGGGACUGCGCGGGCGUGUAUGACGGCGGGAGUGCCUAUGGGGUUGAGUUCAUUUGCCACGCAUAGUCUUGAGGAGGUGGCGGCGCAGGGAGGGGAGAAUCCGAAGGUGUUGCAGUUGUAUUUGUUCGAGGAGAAGGAGCAUAGUCGGCGAUUGAUUGCACGGGCGAAGAAGGCGGGCUUCAAGGCGGUGUUUUUGACGGUUGACACGCCUAUGCUGGGACGGAGGAACGAGGAGAUCCGGAACCAAUUCACGCUGCCGCCGCAUUUGGAGAUUGGCAAUUUUCCCCCGGGAGAGCAUGGGGAUAGUGGGGAGAAGAGCGAUGAGGAGACCGGGAGGGAAAAAGCCGCACGCCCGAGUAUGCAGCGUCGCCCGUCUGCAAGAGGAUACACAGACGGAGACAAGAGAGUGCUGCCCACAGGCCCCGUAACCUUCCACACGCACGCGCCGAACCCAACCCUAACCUGGGAAGAAGACAUCGACUGGCUGAAGCAAGAAUGCCUCCCGGAAAUGGAAGUCUGGCUCAAAGGCAUCGCCACCUCCGAAGACGCGCUGCUCGCCGUCCACCACGGCGUCAACGGCAUCGUCGUCUCGAACCACGGCGGGCGUCAACUUAACGGCGCGCUAGCCACCAUCGACGCCCUGCCUGAAGUGGUGGAAGCCGUGCAAGGCAAGAUCCCCGUGCACGUCGACGGCGGGAUCCGGCAUGGGACGGAUGUUUUCAAGGCGCUGGCGUUGGGCGCGGACUUUUGCUGGGUGGGGAGGCCGGCGCUGUGGGGGCUGGCGUACAAGGGGCAGGCGGGGGUGGAGUUGAUGUUGAAGUUGUUGAGCGAUGAGGUGAGUCUGUGUAUGGCGCUGGCGGGGACGAUCAAGGUGGAGCAGAUUACGAGGGAUUACUUGAUGAAGAUUGAUACCAAUGGAUUCGUCUCGAGGCUGUGA